AGUCAGAUUCAGGAGCAGCAGUCGGGUGCAAUAAACAAACUGAGACCAGUGGGAAGCUGCAGAGACGUUUCAGUGGCCCGAAGAUGAAGACCCAGAUCUGAUGCAUAACGUGAGAGGGUCAGGGUUAAUGGAGGACGGAGGAGAGACAGCGGAGAGACAGGUGGACACGGACGACAACGCAGACACGUUGACAUCACAACAUCGUGUUGAUCUUUCAACACAAGAUGGAGGAGCAUACAGUCAAAAGCAUCGUCCAGCUGUCCAAAGAAAAGCUUUGCAGGCUGCCGCAGUGAUUCUGACACUCUGGCUGGUAGUUGGAAUCACCGUCAUAAUCAGAUUCAAUUUAUCAAUACUUUGGGAAAAAUACCUGCUCAGCAAAAGGUAUGAGAAGCUGCAGAACAGUUAUGACAACCUCAGAAACAGUCACCAGUUAAAGGAGACAGAAAGCCACGCAGAGGGGAACUCCACAAGAUGGAAGAGAUUUCGAUGCAGUUGUUACUACAAAUCCAGUGAGAUGAAAAGCUGGAUGGACAGCAGGAGAGACUGUCAGAGCAAAGGAGCAGAUCUGCUCAUCAUAAACAGUAAAGACGAACAGGAGUUCGUCAGUGAGCUGAGCCAACAUGGAGCUUCCUGGAUCGGCCUGCAGGCAGUGAAAAGUGAUGGGUGGCAGGAGGACGUGGAAUGGAGAUGGGUGGACGGAUCGAAACCAACAUAUAUGGCCUGGCAUGUAGGAACAAACAUAAGGCCUGUGGACGGAUCCAGAGGAUACAUCGGACAGCAAGGAACAUUUCAACACACCACCAGCGGAUCCAAACACUGGAUCUGUGAGAAAAAGUCAACAGCAACAUGAAGAUAUUGUUAAGUCUACAAAUGCUAGUAGUGUAUCCGACACAGUUCAAUUUGUUAUUUUUGUUCUUUAUCUGC
Molecule: messenger RNA, 924 nt
Organism: Scatophagus argus
Lineage: Eukaryota; Metazoa; Chordata; Actinopteri; Scatophagidae
Product: natural killer cells antigen CD94-like
Exons: 6
Coding region: 101-850 (249 amino acids)
Source: RefSeq, a predicted model, not a curated record